CUUAAUAAAAAAUAACGAAUCGGGCUUAAAUACAAAUAACCUCAGAAGCUCCACGUGUCCAAUCCUAGUACUGAUAAUGGUAGGCGAGAAGGUGAUCCUUACCCUGCAGGCAUCCUAUUGGACCACGCGUUCGGAUUUCGCGAAAUCGCCUGCCCAAAUUUUUUCCCCGAGGGUUUCGGGCAUCGCGCGCAAUAACCACAUACGUGGCUACUUUCCGUGCCAAACACUAGACAAACUGCGUCCUUUCAUUGGCCCGCCCUCCCGGCAUUCCAGCCCCGACGCUCUCUUUUCUUAUACCCUACACGUGUCUCCGUAGCAGUUCCAAUUUCACACGGAUCUCACCGACACCUGCCUAUUACGCCAGUCACCAUCUUUUUUUGUUUUUUUUGUUUUUACUAUUUCUUGUUGUCCCAGCAGAUUUCCAUCCGGUUCCUUUGUUUCUCUUUCUUAUCUUGGGAUGGACAUGAUGGAGAGAACGGCCAACGACGACGCGGCAUGGAAACUGAGUACGAUAAUGUUGAGGUACCGCCCGAUCGUCCCGAAGCCGUUCCCUGCGGGCUCAGCACCAGGCAUAGCCUUGGAGCCCACACUAGUCGGAAAGAGAGUAAAGAAGGGGGAAGGAACGCGAAGAAAGGGCGGCUCCUUUGUUGGAAAGCGGGGAAGAAAGCCGAGAAAAGUGCAGGAUAUGACCACAAGGGAUGCAGCUGGUUCUAGCGGCAUGGCGCAGGUUCUGACGCUACAACUGAUGUCAGUUACGCCGGAGAGGAAAGAGGGGGUGCAGGCUGUGGGGUCCCCGAUGUUGUCCAUCACCGGGGAGUCACCGUUUUUUUGUCCGGUACUUGACAGAGCGGGAGUGGUGGUUUCUCCGAGGCCAGCGCUGUCGGCAGCUGUGUCGGUGACCAUAGAGAGCGUGACAGAGGUCUGGAGUAUGGGGUUUUGCGGAAUUACUGGACGAGAUGACGAGCUUAGGCGGUGGCUGGAGGCUGGAGACUGUCCAGCUUUUAUUUCUAUCGUCGCAGAUCGGAUCACGUGGACCAACUCGGCCUUCAGAAGAAUGCUAAUCGGUGAAGGAGCUAGUGCUGAGUCUUCGUCGUCUUCUUCAUCAUCUUAUAGUUCGACGUCGAAGUCAGACGCUGUGUCACUGCUGGAACCUUCGGUGGAAGAGGAAGUUAGAGUUGUGCUGGUUACACGGGGUCUGAUACCGGGCGACAUGUGCCAGGCGUUUACAUGCAUGACAAGCCUGCGGCACUCGUGUGGGAGACGGGGAAAAGCCUCCCUCGCUGUGCCUUGUGACAUAUGGCGGUUGGAAGAUGGCUGUCUGGCCUGGCGGCUUGACAUGAAGACAGCUCUUAGACUUAGCACGGGGAUCUAAGUUAAAAGUUAUUUAAUGUUUCCUCGAAAAUUAUGUUACCGUUUCCGGCUGCCGCACAGGGCUGUCAUUUAGAAUCUUUCAUGGAGUGUUUUUCUGUAAAUAUAAAAUAAGCGAAAAUAGUGAAGGGAACCAUCGUCCGGUGUAGUACGGGUGUUUGAGCAAACGGUCGUGUGGUAAACUGGACCCGAUGCCGUUGAUGUUGCGUUAUUCAUGCGGUAGAUGGUAUGGGUUUUGAUUUUCGUGGGUGACAGCUGUAUAAUUAGAGCGGGAUGUACGUUGUGGGUGGUCCCCUACAUUUUAAUGUAUAUAUCGAUGUAAAAAAAAAAACUGGCAUCUUCGCUUGCAGUUCGUUUGUUGA
Molecule: messenger RNA, 1730 nt
Organism: Phalaenopsis equestris
Lineage: Eukaryota; Viridiplantae; Streptophyta; Magnoliopsida; Asparagales; Orchidaceae
Exons: 1
Coding region: 458-1372 (304 amino acids)
Source: RefSeq, a predicted model, not a curated record